Sus scrofa (pig) is the source of this 1158-nucleotide messenger RNA. RefSeq names its product pregnancy-associated glycoprotein 2-like. Gene Ontology annotation, molecular function: aspartic-type endopeptidase activity. Gene Ontology annotation, biological process: proteolysis. The record is from RefSeq and is a predicted model, not a curated record. NCBI's taxonomy places the organism in Eukaryota, Metazoa, Chordata, Mammalia, Artiodactyla, Suidae.
UGGACCCAGGAAAGAAGCAUGAAGUGGCUUGUGAUCCUUGGGCUGGUGGCCCUCUCAGACUGCUUAGUCAUGAUCCCUCUCACGAAGGUCAAGUCCGUCCGAGAAAGCCUCAGAGAAAAAGGCUUGCUGAAAAAUUUCCUCAAGGAACAUCCUUACAAAAUGAUCCAGAACCAGAAAAUCGCUUGUCACCCGCUGAGGAACUACCUGGAUAUGGCCUACGUGGGCAACAUCACCAUCGGCACACCCCCACAGCAGUUCAGCGUCGUCUUUGACACCGGCUCAGCUGACCUGUGGGUGCCCUCCGUCUACUGCAAAAGCAAGGCCUGUGUUACACACAGAUCCUUCAAACCUGCCCGCUCCAGCACCUUCCGCCUCCCGGGCAAAAACUUCGAGUUGGAAUACGGCUCUGGAAAGAUUUCAGGAUUCCUUGGCUAUGACACUGUUCGGAUCGGCAGACUCAGGACCAUGAACCAGGUAUUUGGCCUGAGCCAGUUGGAGACCGGUGAGGCCUUUGAACAUGGAGUCUUUGAUGGCCUCCUGGGCCUGGGCUUUCCCAGCCUCGCCCUCAAAGGGACCACCCCCAUCUUCGACAACCUAAAGAAGCAAGGGCAAAUUUCUGAGCCUGUCUUUGCCUUCUACCUGAGCACGAAGGAGGAGGGCAGUGCAGUGAUAUUUGGUGGCGUGAAGAAAUGCUGCUACAAAGGAGAGCUCAAGUGGGUGCCCCUGACAAAACCCCACUACUGGCAGAUCGCCUUGGACAGGAUCACCUGGAGAGGGCACAUUAUUGGUUGUCUCCGCGGCUGCCAGGCCAUCGUGGAUACCGGGACCACGUACCUGCUUGGCCCAUACGCAGAAGUGGACAAAAUCCAUUCUCUCAUGAACGCAGUGCCCCUUCAGGAAGAGUACCUGGUCCAGUGUAAUGCCAGGGACACCUACCCUGACAUCGUCUUCACCAUUAACAAUGUCGACUACCCAGUGCCAGCUCGUACCUACAUCCGAAAGGAUGCUAAUAAUAACCUCUGCUACAGCACCUUUGAGGUGAUGGGGGAUACUCUGACCGAGAGCCAGACCUGGAUCCUGGGUGAUGUCUUCUUAAAGGUGUACUUCACCGUGUUCGAUCGAGGACAGAACAGGAUUGGCCUGGCUCGGGCCGCAUAA